GUUGUACAUGUACCGGAAGUUUACAAUUUAACAUGUUAAUUGGGAGCACCUGCUACGAGACAACGCGAGAAAGACACUGUUUUGAUGUUGCUAGGAUGACAAUAUAGAAAUUGUCAGGCUCGUUUAUCACAACUACCGGUAAAUAAAGAGAUCGGAACCUAAGUACGGCUAAACAUUAAGUGAAAACUGUGGAAUGGCAAGUUAUUUAAAGGAAUUAGAGAGGGAAGGGGCUCUCCCAGCCAUCCGAACAACUUCUGGAACGUUUGAAUCGAGCAGAAGAGUAAAUUUUGAGGAUGACCGUUACACCCGAUCCCGAUCCCCUACAAGUGGCGUCUACGGGCACCGAUCUGAAAGCCCAAUGUUUCAACCAAGGCCUCCAUCACCUGGAGCGGCAGGAAGAAGAUCGGCACAAGAGCUUCAAGAUCAGGUAAAAGUGUUCAGAGAAGAAAUACAGAAGAAAGAUGCACUUAUACAACAGUUGUCAAGUAUGGAGUCAGUCACCAAAGUCCCUGUUAGAAGCCAAGCAGACUCUAUCCGGUUGGAGCAUAUAUAUAUGGGUGAUAGACAAAGCCUCGAUGCAGCACGCAGUGAACUUGCUGCCCUGCAAGUUAGAACUGAAAAACAAGAAAAUAAGAUUAGAGAAUUGGAUAAUGAGUUAGAAAUUAGAGAUGUCAGGAUAAAAGAAUUACAGUUACAAAUGGAAACAGGACGUGAGAAUGAGCGCAGACUACAGUCUUUGGUUGAGUCACUACGCAGCCAGGUCGUUGACCUUGAAGGUCGUGCCGGAGCUAUAGAAUCUGUAGCAAGUCGAAGUGAAGUGACAGUGUCGGCAUUACAAAAAGAAAACAAAGCAUCAAAUGAAAGAAUAGUUGAACUUGAAUCAAGGCAAAGGAAACUCUUAGAAGAGAGGGAAGAAGCCCAGGCCAGAGCUGAAUUGCUGGACAGACGUUUUAGAGAACAUUUUGCACAAUUUGCAAGUAUUUUGAAAUUUGAGAGUAUUUCUGGAGGAGUACCUACACCAGAAGAAAUUAUCAGACAGAUUUCAGCACAAGCAGAAGAGAAUGCAAUGCUUAAAGGGAAACUACUCACACUUACUGAAACUCUCAACAACUCUGAGCUGGAAACCAAAGCAAGCAGAGAAACAAUUAUGAGACUGGUUUCAGAAAUGGGUAAAGAGCAGCAGACACAGUCUAAAUAUGCAUCAGAAUUAGACCAUCUCAGAUCUAGGAGCAGGGAUCGUUACCGUAGUUACGAUGUCACUGAACCACGCCCUAUGAGAUCUUGUUUGAAAUCCCCAACUCAUCACAGGGAUCGUAGUCUAUCUAGGGAGAGAGACCGAGAACGUGGAGUGAGAAAAGAUUAUGAAAUGGAGAUAGGUAUGCUAAAAGAACGUUUAGAAGCCUCACAGAGAACGAUAGAUGCUCAACGUAAUGAACUUGAUAUGAGGGACGGUCGCCUUAACUCACUUGAACAAGAAUUACGAUCCCAUACCACUAAAAUACACAGUACCAGCAGCCAGCAUGUUUACUUCCGAGAUCAGCUUAUUAAGAUCCUAGGCGAUAUUGAUUCACACUGUGACGAUGAAUACAUCAGACGUAGAAUUGAAAAUCUACUUUUCUCCAACAGAGAUCUAAGAAAUAAAAAUGAAGAUUUAGAGAUUAGACUGAAGGAAUUAACAGAACAACUUGAGACUCAGUACGGGCUUCACAAGAGUGCUGCUGCACGAGCGAGGAAAGCCGAGGCAGAUGCUGCAGAGUUCCAGCAGCGACUACAAUCAGCUGAGGGUGAAUUGGUAGCUGGUGAUGUCAUGCGGGACGGAUUCAGAUCUGAUAAAGAAUCAUACAUGAGAUGUUUACAACGUUUAGGUGAGGCAAUGAAAAUGGACCGUAUCUCAAUUGACCUAGGUAUGGAUAUGACCAUUGAUGCACUUAUUGCACGCGCAGAACAACUUGUCAAGCUUGAGAGAGAUGCUCUUGCGGACCGCAGCACACACAUUUACAAUCUCCAACGCAAAGUGAAAUCUCUGAAGGAGCAACUAGAAAGCAAAGACUUACACAUAGACUUAUUAAGGAAAAAGAUCACAUCUUUAGAGGAGAAGAUUCUCGGAAAGUCAACUAUUGAAAGGGAGAGAGAUUCGGAACUGUUGAGAAUCAGAAAGAUGGAGAAAUUAAUAGAGAAGUACAAGAUACAGUUAGGUGAUGCAAGACAAGAAAUUACCAACCUUAAAGCAGAACUUCUAGGAUCUAGUGAACUCAGGGUACGAACAUUAGAGCAACGAAAAGAGACAGAGGAACUUGCUAACCAGGUGCAAGAACUAGAGAAACUUCGUAGAAAACAAGCUCACAAGAUACGCGAGCUUAAGAUGGAGAUCGACUCUACAACAACAUCAUCUCAGGAAAACCGUGUUGUCGCAGAUAAUGCCGUUCAGGCCCUUUCCAGUGAACUCAAAACAACUAAAACUGCACUCUCCACCAUUCAACAAAGAGAGAAACAGUUGAUUGAUUUCCGUCAUGUUGUUGCAAGAAUGCUGGGAUUAGAUAUCAAUACCUUGGCGAUCCCAGACUACGAGAUAAUCAGUCGUCUUGAAAAGCUCAUUUCAGCACAUCAUAGUCAUACGUUUACAACAUUGAGUCUGGAGGAAGCUCUUGCUGACAUGGAGGACGGCUUUUUCUGCGGGUACCGCGAUCACCAACACACCAUGGGGGAAACUGAGUCACACAAUAUUCGCAAGUCACGUGAACGUGUGAAAAGAAAAGCACUCAAAGCUAGGGCUAGAUCAUGUUCACCAACCAGGAGAAUAACUCCUAAAUGUUAUUGAAGUCAAUAUUGAAUAGGGUGAAUUUUAAGACAAAUUAAAUACUGUAGAAAGGACGUAGAUGAAUAUACCCUAUCCAUGUGUAGUGACUCUAUCCGUCUUGGCAGUUUCUUUCAAAAGUAGUUAACAAAAAGUUUAGAAUAAAACCAUGUAAGACAUAGGAAACUGUUUUAAGAUACAAGUUAAAAAAAAAGGGUAAAGAAAAGAGACGUAGUCCAGUUGUUGAACUUACUAACCAUUUUCCUGAUUUUUCAGAAAAUGUUUUUUUGUUUUUUUUUGGUGACAAAUGUCAUUUUUGAGUGAGAUUAAAGAAAGAGUAAUUUAUAGAAUCAUGAAAAGAUUAUAGGUUGAUAAAAACGUUAUGUGCUCAGUUAUUUGAACAAUUAUAAUUAUGCUUAAUUUGGUUCAUCAUAUGGAUUUAUCAUGGCAGUACAAUAAAGGGCAAGCGCAGUAAAAUUGAUCAUGUUUAAUUUUUAUGAAAUCAAGUGCUUGGUUUUGCAUUCAUGUACACACAAAUAUGUUAAUAUGUUCUGAUAUGCUUAAAUUAUGUACUUUAUCAUAAGACAAAUCCAUUUUUUAUUAGGAAUUGUAUUAAACAGAACAAGAAUAUGAAAUCACCUGUGAUAUAUUAUAUUAAUAUAUAUAUAUAUAUUAUAAUUGAAGUUGUUUAGAUUAUAAGUACUAACAAAGAUUGUUUACAUGUAAUUUGAGAGUCGUAUCAUUCUUAUACCUAUUUCUUUAGUAAAUGAGAUAGAAUAAAAAAAAGUAAAUAAAAAUGCAGAAAUCUUACACAUUUUUGAAAUUGUAUGUUAGUUCUCUAUAUUUAUUGAAAAUUGUUUUUUAAGGAAUCUUGUUACAAAUUUAUAUUUAAUAACUGUACUAUUAUACAUGUAUGUUAGAAAAAAUAAUAUAUCAAGGCAUGUUAAUCAAACAUUUUUUUGUCUUAGAUUAAGCUUGUAGAAUAAGUUUGUUUGUAUGAAGCAUGGCACGGCUGUUGCAUUUAAUCACUGCACUGUCUGAACGCAUUUUAAUCUAGGCUAGACUUUAUUGUAUUUAUAUAUAAUGUCCUGCCGAUUUUGAUAUUACUACUGCAAAGAUCUGCUUAUAUUGGUGGGGGAACAGUGUGUUAUACUUGUGCUCAUAGGGAAUAAAAUGCCUUAUAUUUUGGGUUCACAAUUUUCAGAAGAAAAUCUUAUAAGCUCAGAGUCUUUUGAAGUUGUUUUCUAUGUUGUUUUAUUUUUUAUGUCUCCAUAGUAAUGAUGUUCAAAAUCCUGGUGCUUGUUGUAAAGAGGAAUUUGAUGAACACACCGUCUUAUAAAAAAAAUCAAUUAAAAAAAUGUUAAAAACAGGUAUUUGAAAAAUCUCUUUAUAAUUUAACAUUUUUUUAUUUCAUUGUUUUGUUUGAAAAUAAAUUAGGUCAGUAGAAUUUAAGAAUGGAGUAGAAAACAUGUAGUAAAAAAUUUCUCUGGCAACAGAAAGUGCUCAAAAUAAAACAAAAUAUGAUUGAUUUUUAAUAUGAUGUUAUUUUUAGAUAAUUAAAUACUGUUUAGAAGUAUACAUUUAGUUCAUUGUGCAUGGGGAAUUUGGUAUGCUAUUAUUAGAUUAAAAUGCACAUUCUGUUUAACCUUUAUGUAACCAGAUUACAUUAUUAUUGUCAAAGUAGACAAUGAAUUUUAAUAAGCAUUUUUAUCAUUAAUGACAAUAUUUAAUAUUCAUUUUUUUAAACCUUUGUUCAUACCAUACAAAUGGUUAAAUUCUUUUUAAUUUAUUUGAUUUAUUACAUCAUAUUUUUCCAGGCCAAAAUCACUUAAUCAGAAGAAUAAAAAAAAAAAUUGUUUUAUUUUUUAAUUUCUGAUUAUUUUAAACAUCUAAAUGAGUUUGUUUUUGUAAAUUUGUUACAAAUAAAAACUAAAAAUCAAACUACAGUAAAUGCUCAGAAAAAAGUAAAUAAAGUGUUUCAAUGUAUAUAUUAUUGCACAAAAGAUUUUUUUGUACAUAUAUUUCUUUCAUUAUUAUAUUUGUCCAUUUUACAUCUUACAUUUUAUACAUUUGUUAUAUAUUUUAUUAUAUUGUACAGAGUAGCUGUUAACUUGGACAUUUUUUUUUUAAAUCUUGACUAAUUGAUAAAAUUAUGUUCUCUGUUUUUUUUAUUUUUUUUUUUGCAAUAGGUAGUCAUGUAUAGUACAGUCUGUGAUACCAUCUCUAUGAAUAAAACUACUGCCAGGA
Ruditapes philippinarum (Manila clam) is the source of this 5041-nucleotide messenger RNA. Its product is annotated as coiled-coil domain-containing protein 170-like. The record is from RefSeq and is a predicted model, not a curated record. Lineage: Eukaryota; Metazoa; Mollusca; Bivalvia; Venerida; Veneridae. Bases 194 to 2818 code for a protein of 874 amino acids. The transcript has 13 exons.